This is a messenger RNA of Nymphaea colorata (pocket water lily), 2976 nucleotides long. RefSeq lists its product as uncharacterized. The transcript is spliced from 4 exons. The coding region runs from base 389 to 2692 and encodes 767 amino acids. NCBI's taxonomy places the organism in Eukaryota, Viridiplantae, Streptophyta, Magnoliopsida, Nymphaeales, Nymphaeaceae. The record is from RefSeq and is a predicted model, not a curated record.
AUGACCUCGAGAGGGGAGCUAGCGCCUCCUGCCCUCAAAUACCGAGGCCCCUCCAUUUUCCACCAUGUAGACUGAAGCACCCACCACACAUCACCGUCAGCCCCAACCUCAGCUUCAAAAGAUACGCUAAUAAAUGCGUUUCCGGAAGGUGGCAUCUCCGUUUCCGUUCAAAUCUCCUCUUUCGAGGCCUAUAGAUUGAAGACACCACCAGGGGAGAUUUAAAAAAGGAUACAAUAACAGAGAAAUUUGGUCUUCUCUCUACCAGCAGUAGAUCCCAAGGAGCAUCUCUCUCUCACACACACAGAGUGUUUACUUCCUUCGAUCUGUGAUACUCCCUCGCUGUUGUCCUCUCAGAUACCUUCAUUGUUCCCGAGAGGGAGAGAAAGAGAUGUGGUGGAGCAGCGGCAGCAGCAGCCGGUCUAUAAGGAAGGAGAGAAGGGAGGGUGGCAUCGUUAGCUGCAUGAGCGGUAUGUUGCAGCUUUUUGAUUUCCAUCUACGAGGAGCCAUCGACUGUACGGGUAGCUCAUCCUCCCAGGUCUCCGCUCCCUCUCAGCUGGACGAUCUCGCUCUCUGCUGCACGGCCGGGAUCGAAGCACCAAGGAACAGCCUCGAGGUCCUCCUGCCUGUUGCCAACUCCGGCUUACUGCCGCAGCACCGGAACCGGCGCCACCAACUUGGCCAUGGUGAUGAAAUUGAUGACAUUCCCAUGGCUUUUGAGAUUUUUACUCGCUCUGAAUCUGGGAGGGACUGGACAUACCCAGAUAGGAGACGAAAGAGAAGCGUCGUUGCACGUUUGAUGGGUCUCGAUAUCUUGCCGGAUAAUGCUGAAAAUGGACAAGGCAUGAGAAGAGGAGGAGGAGAAGGAAGAAGAAAGAAUUGUCUUCCUGCCAAGCCUGCAAAGGAUUGUAGCCGUGGAAAUGGGGACGUCAAGUUCCAACGUCCUAAAGAAACAAAGCUCAAAGAAAGAAACCGCGAGAUUCGACUUGUGGAGAGGACGGUUCGGCAAGAGCCCCUGCCCUCGUGCUCCCGUUCCUUGCCGGGGAGCCCCCGGAUUUCGUCGGCGAGGCGGUCGGACGUCGAACACCGCCUCUCGCUCCAAAUCCAGAAGGAAAACAUUCCUCCGUUGGUGAACGUCAAUAACUUGGAUGGUUCCUCCUUAGGCUCUCUUCUUCGCGCUUCCUCCUCCUCCGCCUUGAAUUCAGAGACAAGGAAGACGAGUCCGAGGUUGGUCCUGUCGUCGAACUCGCCUCGCGUUGGAAAGACGAGAGAAGAGAAGGGGCAGCCGAAGCUUUCCAGCACCCCACCAUGCUCACCUAGGCUCAAGUGCAGAGGUGAUCAAGAAAGCACCACCAUCACCUCCACCACGACCACCAUCUCCGCCGCUGCCGCCACUACCACCACUCCAAAACCGAGCUUACCAAGGAACAAACGGACCUACCCACCACAAUCCACCGAGCCAAGCUCAAAGGCCAACGGACCAGGCUCUAGAUUGAACAACUCCAUUAACGGGAAGCCCAAGUCUGAGGGCCCCUCCUUGCUGAGAGAGAGAAGCGACACCAUGGCAAGAGUGCAGAAGAAGGACAGAGCGCCUAGUCCUCGGAUAAGGGAGAGCUACGUCAAGGUCCCAGACCGGUCUAAUGGUGAUGCCAUGAAGAAAGGGCAGAGGCCCAUCUGUGAGCAUGCCCUUCUCAAGGCCCAUUCUGUCAUUCCUGCGACCAAGGACUCCCCAAGACAGACCCGUACAAGCCCUGCCUCCGGGAUCUCUCCACUUCCAGUAUGUGCCAAUUUGCGAUCCCGCCGGAAGACAGUUGCAGCACCCGGUGAUAUUCGACAAGAUGGUUCUGUUGCUACUGACCUCUGCAAUAAUCUUCAUCAUCAUCGUCACGAUGACAAAGAAGAAUGCAUGGACCCAGCACCUUCCUAUUCCUGCGCUAACCCUCACAUCCACGACUCACCAUCAUCAUCGUCGUCGUCAUUAUCAUCAUUUUUAUCUUCGUCGGCAUCAACCUCAACCGCAUCAUCAUCCGGUUCAUCUUCCUCGCCGUUCCCCAAAGAAAAAGAUGAAGCCUUCUUCUUGGUAUAUCCAUAUAUCAGGGCAAUAUUCGAGUUGAUGGGAGUCAGAAGCAACAGCAAAGUUUGGCUCUUGAAUUGGCACUCCCCUUCUCAUCCCUUAAAUCCCGCCAUCUUGACGCAGCUCGAUGUUUUCCACCAUCGCCGUCAUGAUGACGAUGAUGGCUCCAUGGAUGGGCGCAUGUCCAACACGAGGAGCAACAGGAAGCUCAUAUUCCAUCUGGUGGACGAGCUGCUGAGGGAGAGACUGAAGCUCCACUUGGGCAUGGCACCAUGGAUGAAGACGAUGAUGACGGUGGUGAAGUCGCCGGCACAAGGGUCGUCCAUGAAGGUGGCGACGGGCAGGCGGCUGCUGGAGGCCGUGUGGGCGGACGUCCGCGGCAUCCCUUCUGCCGACUGCAAGAUCGUCCACGACGUCGACAUGCUGGUGGCCAACGACGUACUCACCGGCCACCACUCCUGCCCCAUCAACGACUCCAGCACGGAGGCGUUCGCCGAGGCGGUACUCUUCCGAGUGGGGCAAGACAUCUCCGACGAACUGGUCGCCGAGGCCGUCGCCGACUUCCUCCCCACCGCCCCCCGUUCAAAUCCUCAAGAUCCGUGUGGAAACAUGAUCCGAUGAGGUCGGCGACGGAAUAGGCGCCGUCACGGGAAGCACGUGACGACGGACCGACCAAUUUACAUGCAUGUAUAAAGGGUUCUUCCAUGUCUGCCUCUCUUGCAUUAAUGGUGGGGUUGGAGAUGAAACGAUAACGUCUCCCUUUAAGACUUAAUGGUGGAGAUGCGGUCAUCAUGCUGACGUUUCCUGCAUUAAUGGCGGAAUGUGGAGUUGCAGUCGAUGUGGAAGAUGGGACUAAGUGGGUCAAGAAGUCAGUACUACGGUUCAUUAUGGAUUUUCUUUUAGCC